AUGCUACCUCAGCCUGCAUCAGAUGAUACCAUCACCGACGCAGCCUUGAAGAUACGAGACAACAUCAAGAACCACGUUCGAGAGUUUUAUCAUGUCUCUCCUGUCCCGACAACCAGUAUCAACCAAGCGAAUAUGAAAGAACUGGCGAUUGCAACUGGCACAAGCUCUUCCGUACUUGCAAGUAUGCUCUCGAAUAUCUCAACCAGAGCCGAAACGCUUCGCCUCAUCGUAGCGUGGAGUGUGCUUUCGAGAUGCACCGGAGAACGCGUUGAGAGCUUGCUUCCGGGUGAGCUUGCGCCGCUCGCCUCAGCUGUUCCUGGAAAAGAUGGUAAAAAUGCCGCGCAAUCCGCCAUGUACAGCAAAUGGAAGGCCAUGACUGGUGCUCUCCUGCAUGGUCGAGUUGGCCAGAAUACGCAAGACCGAUUCCACAGAUUUGCCAGUGCGGCUGCAGACCUGGACGCCAUCGUGGCGCCCUUCGUGCAGAGUGGCUUGGAAGCUCAGCGCAGCAAGAAUCUGGACAUGAUUCUUGCGCGAUCGGCAAACUUAGCGUUCCUACUCUUUGAACAGCCCGGAGUCUUCCGUUUCGGGUUUUCUAGCGAACAUGGGGGGUUGGCAGUGUUCCCAGCAUUGCUACAGAUUAUCGGAGACCAGGGGCAGGUGCUGGUGCCGUCACGCGUGCUGCUGGAAAAGGAGAUUGCGGCAUGA
This is a messenger RNA of Alternaria conjuncta, 705 nucleotides long. RefSeq lists its product as uncharacterized. The record is from RefSeq and is a predicted model, not a curated record. The transcript is spliced from 2 exons. Lineage: Eukaryota; Fungi; Ascomycota; Dothideomycetes; Pleosporales; Pleosporaceae. Bases 1 to 705 code for a protein of 234 amino acids.